GAAAAAUGCCGCCCAAACGUAUUGCUAAAAAAAGAUCACCCCCAGAAGAUGCCCUGCCAAAAAGCAAGAAGGUGAAAGACCGUCGUAACCAGGCAGUGAGGGCCGUUGCCUCCCACCGAGUUCCAGGCGCCCACUCCUGCCAAGGUGCCUGCAGGCCUAGCCCCCCUGACCAGAAAACCAGACCAGUCUCACAUAGGUCCCACAGAACAGAACCCGGUUUGGUGCUGACACUGGGCCAGGGUGAUGUGGGCCAGCUGGGACUGGGUGAGAGUGUGCUGGAGAGGAAGAAGCCCGCCCUGGUGCCCAUUCCGGAGAAUGUUGUACAGGCAGAGGCUGGAGGCAUGCAUACUGUGUGUCUGAGCAGAAGUGGCCAGGUCUACUCAUUUGGCUGCAAUGAUGAGGGUGCCCUUGGAAGAGACACGUCCGUGGAAGGCUCAGAGUCAGUCCCUGGGAAAGUAGAUCUGCUGGAGAAGGUGGUACAGGUGUCAGCAGGAGACAGUCAUACAGCAGCACUCACUGAGGAUGGCCGAGUUUUCCUGUGGGGCUCCUUCCGGGACAAUAAUGGUGUGAUUGGACUCUUGAAGCACGUGAGGAUGAGCAUGGUGCCCGUGGAGGUAGAGCUGAGUAUGCCUGUGGUGAAGGUGGCCUCAGGAAAUGACCAUUUGGUGAUGCUGACAAUUGAUGGUGACCUCUACACUUUGGGCUGCGGAGAGCAGGGACAGCUUGGUCGCGUGCCUGAAAAAUUUGCCAGUCAUGGUGGACCCCGAGGCCUUGAACGACUCCUGGUCCCCAAAUGUGUGAUGCUGAAAUCCAAGGGGAGCCACCGUCGUGUGAGGUUCCAGGAUGUUUUCUGUGGCGCUUACUUCACCUUUGCCAUCUCCCAUGAGGGGCACAUCUAUGGCUUUGGCCUCUCCAACUACCAUCAGCUUGGAACCUCGGGCACAGAAUCUUGCUUUGUACCUCAGAACCUGACAUCCUUCAAGAACUCCACCAAGUCAUGGGUGGGCUUCUCUGGUGGCCAACACCACACUGUCUGCAUGGAUUCAGAAGGAAAAGCGUACAGCUUGGGCCGAGCCGAGUAUGGGCGGCUGGGCCUUGGGGAGGGUGCUGAGGAGAAGAGUGUGCCCACCCUCAUCUCCAGACUGCCCCCUGUCACCUCUGUGGCCUGUGGGGCCUCCGUGGGGUAUGCUGUUACCCAGGACGGUCGUGUUUUUGCCUGGGGAAUGGGCACCAACUAUCAGCUGGGCACAGGCCUAGAGGAGGACGCCUGGAGCCCUGUGGAGAUGACAGGCAAACAGCUGGAGAACCGCACAGUCUUGUCCGUGUCCAGCGGAGGCCAGCACACAGUCCUGCUGGUCAAGGAUAAAGGACAGAGCUGAUGAAGCCUCUGAGGGCCUGGCUACCAGGCCCCCCACGCCCUUCCCCCUGGAACAGGGAAGCCAUGAGGACUGCAGGUUGCAGCAGGCCUCCCCGACCCUGAGCGUUCUGUCACCUCCUGCCUUUUCCCCAUGAACAGAAUCCUUUUCCUCUUUCUUUCUUCUUCCAGAAUUGUCCUGGCACCUGCAGGAUGAAGAAGGUGUGGGG
Messenger RNA from Suncus etruscus (white-toothed pygmy shrew), 1584 nucleotides. RefSeq names its product regulator of chromosome condensation-like. The record is from RefSeq and is a predicted model, not a curated record. Gene Ontology annotation, cellular component: cytoplasm. The coding region runs from base 6 to 1379 and encodes 457 amino acids. Gene Ontology annotation, molecular function: guanyl-nucleotide exchange factor activity. NCBI's taxonomy places the organism in Eukaryota, Metazoa, Chordata, Mammalia, Eulipotyphla, Soricidae. The transcript is spliced from 10 exons.